GGGUAAGCGCUGCAUCAGUAGAUUCUGCUCGGACUGGCAGCGUGAGGAGUCUUUCUGGUGUUUUAUCUGUGAAGAAAAGCGAGUGUUCAACAUGCAGAUCUUCGUGAAGACCCUGACCGGCAAGACCAUCACCCUCGAGGUUGAGCCCAGUGACACCAUUGAGAACGUGAAGGCGAAGAUCCAGGACAAAGAGGGCAUUCCCCCUGACCAGCAGAGGCUGAUUUUUGCCGGCAAGCAGCUAGAAGAUGGCCGCACCCUGUCUGACUACAACAUCCAGAAGGAAUCCACCCUGCACCUGGUGCUGCGUCUCAGGGGUGGCAUGCAGAUCUUUGUGAAGACCCUGACUGGCAAGACCAUCACCCUCGAGGUUGAGCCCAGUGACACCAUUGAGAACGUGAAGGCGAAGAUCCAGGACAAAGAGGGCAUUCCCCCUGACCAGCAGAGGCUGAUCUUUGCCGGCAAGCAGCUAGAAGAUGGCCGCACCCUGUCCGACUACAACAUUCAGAAGGAAUCCACCCUGCACCUGGUGCUGCGUCUCAGGGGUGGCAUGCAGAUCUUUGUGAAGACCCUGACCGGCAAGACCAUCACCCUCGAGGUUGAGCCCAGCGACACCAUUGAGAACGUGAAGGCGAAGAUCCAGGACAAAGAGGGCAUUCCCCCUGACCAGCAGAGGCUGAUCUUUGCCGGCAAGCAGCUAGAAGAUGGCCGCACCCUGUCUGACUACAACAUCCAGAAGGAAUCCACCCUGCACCUGGUGCUGCGUCUCAGGGGUGGCAUGCAGAUCUUUGUGAAGACCCUGACUGGCAAGACCAUCACCCUCGAGGUUGAGCCCAGUGACACCAUUGAGAACGUGAAGGCGAAGAUCCAGGACAAAGAGGGCAUUCCCCCUGACCAGCAGAGGCUGAUCUUUGCCGGCAAGCAGCUAGAAGAUGGCCGCACCCUGUCCGACUACAAUAUUCAGAAGGAAUCCACCCUGCACCUGGUGCUGCGUCUCAGGGGUGGCAUGCAGAUCUUUGUGAAGACCCUGACUGGCAAGACCAUCACCCUCGAGGUUGAGCCCAGUGACACCAUUGAGAACGUGAAGGCGAAGAUCCAGGACAAAGAGGGCAUUCCCCCUGACCAGCAGAGGCUGAUCUUUGCCGGCAAGCAGCUAGAAGAUGGCCGCACCCUGUCCGACUACAAUAUUCAGAAGGAAUCCACCCUGCACCUGGUGCUGCGUCUCAGGGGCGGCAUGCAGAUCUUUGUGAAGACCCUGACCGGCAAGACCAUCACCCUCGAGGUUGAGCCCAGUGACACCAUUGAGAACGUGAAGGCGAAGAUCCAGGACAAAGAAGGCAUUCCCCCUGACCAGCAGAGGCUGAUCUUUGCCGGCAAGCAGCUAGAAGAUGGCCGCACCCUGUCCGACUACAAUAUUCAGAAGGAAUCCACCCUGCACCUGGUGCUGCGUCUCAGGGGUGGCAUGCAGAUCUUUGUGAAGACCCUGACUGGCAAGACCAUCACCCUCGAGGUUGAGCCCAGUGACACCAUUGAGAACGUGAAGGCGAAGAUCCAGGACAAGGAAGGCAUUCCCCCUGACCAGCAGAGGCUGAUCUUUGCUGGCAAGCAGUUGGAAGAUGGCCGCACCCUGUCCGACUACAACAUCCAGAAGGAAUCCACCCUGCACCUGGUGCUGCGUCUCAGGGGUGGUUGUUAGUUACUGUGUAUCUUGCCCUACAAGGUUCUGCAAUAUCAUUUGUGUUUUGCACUGUAGUUCUUCCAUGUCUUAAUAUUGUAAGUUAAAUGCAAGCUUAAGUUACUGCUGAAGUUUGUGUCAAGCUAAUAAAAGUUGGUUGUUGCAAGUGUUUUGUCUUAUUGUAUAAUGGUAAAAAUAAAUGUUUAUGAACAAUUAA
Molecule: messenger RNA, 1889 nt
Organism: Alligator mississippiensis (American alligator)
Lineage: Eukaryota; Metazoa; Chordata; Crocodylia; Alligatoridae
Gene: UBB
Product: ubiquitin B
Exons: 2
Coding region: 92-1693 (533 amino acids)
Biological process (GO): protein ubiquitination; modification-dependent protein catabolic process
Cellular component (GO): nucleus; cytoplasm
Molecular function (GO): ubiquitin protein ligase binding; protein tag activity
Source: RefSeq, a predicted model, not a curated record